Molecule: messenger RNA, 4115 nt
Organism: Mya arenaria
Lineage: Eukaryota; Metazoa; Mollusca; Bivalvia; Myida; Myidae
Product: zinc finger protein 420-like
Exons: 6
Coding region: 58-2676 (872 amino acids)
Cellular component (GO): nucleus
Source: RefSeq, a predicted model, not a curated record
GUUUACACUAAAAACUUCGACAGUGAAGCCUAGAAACAUCUCUCUGAAUAACCUUUAAUGAUGGAGGUGACUGAGAAAGGUGAGGUGACUGGAGUUCUGUCUGAGGAUGUGUCCUUGCUGCUGCAGAAGGCCACGGAGCACCUAGGCGAUGCGGCUGGGGAGUUUACCUUUCUCAUACAGGCUGGGGAAGAUGGGGCGACCACUGUACAGGCCAUACCCGCAAACACGUUAGGGGAGAGUGUGCAAGGGGACAAUGUGGACCUUGGCAACAAGGGUAAUGACAAUGACUAUCAAAAAAUGUUCUACAAGCUGUUGGAAGAUUUUGAAGAGAAAGAGUCUGAGUUACAAGAGUUGAAAGAAGCGGCAUUGCAGGUGGUUAUUGCAACCAGCCAGCUGAUUUUUCCUCCAGCAAGGAUGCAUAUAGGUAGUUUGGUGUCAACACAGAAUGUGGCUGCAGCCCUACACCGCUGUUCUGAUCAUAUCAAACAUGUACAGAAGAAGGUUGCACACCUACAGUUGGAGAGGAGUGAGGGCAACAGGGAGAUGUUGGCCGAGCAACUAGAUAAGCUAAGUCAGUGCUCCAACUACCAGAGCCUGUUGGCUGACCUCAGCAGUAUAUUUGGAAGCCAAGGUAUUCGUCCCGGGAAGAUCUUCAACCAGAUGAAGUCCAGCUGUCAUGAUAGCUCAACAAAUCAUGCUAAACAGGAUUCGAAGUGUACACAAAUUGAACCACAAAAUAGUGUUACGGAAAAUAAUACAAAUGACAAUAUCAUCACUGUGACAGUAGAUGACUUUAAAAAAGAACAAGAGGAGAAAGCUGCCAAGGCUCCUGUACGUGUAGCUACAAGAGCUCGCACCAGAUCAAUGGUUGAAGUUAAGGGCAUUGGAGGAAAACAUAGUACCCAUAAACGUUCACCAGCGGUUAUUAAAGCUGUGACACGUCCAGGAGAGAAAGAGAUUGUAGAACGAUUGUAUUCUUGUAAAGAGGAAACUGAUCAUGACGAUGAGGAUGGAAAUGGAAUUGUUGAAGAGAAUGCAAAUGAUGAAGAAAGUAAAACAGUAGAAGUGUUUGCUCUUGAUGGCACACAAAUUAAAGUUGAGGUGAACAUGGAUGCAGAGAUGUUGUCAGACGGUGAUGGGGAUGCAGAUAUGGAGGGUGUGGAAGACUUGGAGGACUUGGAAUCAGAUGGUGGAGACAUACAGGGGGACACAGAGGACCAGGCUACACAGACUGGGAACGAUAAAGCUGCCAGUCUCGCCAGAACUAACUACAUCAAGCGAGCACCCAGGGGUACUGGCAGCACAAAGUGUGGAGAAUGCGGUAAGAAGUUUCAGUGUGAAGCGAUCUUGAAGGCUCACAUGCGCACACACACAGGGGAGAAACCAUUCAAGUGUGACGAGUGUGGAGCAGAGUUCAGGGUGCGGUCUUACCUCAUAGAGCACAUGAGAAAACACACAGGAGAAAAGCCAUUCCAAUGUAAGGACUGUGAUGCUUCGUUCAGUAGGGCAACAGAGUUCUCCAUUCACAAGCGUAAACAUAAUGAAAAUAGUGUGUUCAAGUGCCACAUAUGUGAAAAAACAUUGCUGAAGAAAGUCUUGUAUGACAACCACAUGCUCAAGCACACUGCAAACAGGGAGUGGAAAUGUAGACUGUGUAGCUUCGCUUUCUAUGAAAAACAACAUCUGAAGAGCCACAUGGGCAACGUUCAUCAGGUCAGUUACGACACUGGUAAGCCCCUGGAAAAGGGGAUGAAAUCCCCGGGGGUGCAGCUGAAGAAGGAGUGUGAGAUAUGUCACAAGAUGAUCCGUGUUUAUGGUAUGAAAGCUCACAUGGACAUCCAUGCAAACAACCGUAAGUACGAGUGUGGGGUAUGUGGAGCUAAAUUCAUACAGCGUGGAACCUUAAAACUGCACAUGAAACGCCAUGAGGAUGUGAGGGAUCAUGAAUGCGAUCACUGCGAAAAGACGUUUGUACGUUUGGCAGAACUCCGCACUCAUAUGAAGUGCCAUGCUAUUGAUGAAAAUGGUGAAAGAGUGGGCUUGAAGUGUGAACACUGUGGAAAAAUACUGAUGCGUAAGGAGAGUUAUCUAGAGCAUCUCAGGAUCCAUGAAGGAACAAAGAACUUUAAAUGUGGCGACUGCGGAAAGGAGUUCUUUACCAAGCGUACAUUGAAAAGUCACAUAAAAGCCAGCCAUGAGAAAAGUGUUGUUAUGUUUGGAUGUGAACAAUGCGGAAGAGAGUUUGACAGGCCAGCUAAACUGACCAAGCACAUGAAAAUACAUUCUCAAAACAAUAAAGAAGUGUAUAAAUGUGAGGUUUGUAACGAAACCUUUCCCUCGCUGACAGGGAGAAGCCUACAUAUGAAGCACAAACAUAGAGAGGUAUAUGCAGGAAUGGUGAAUAAGCCAUAUGACUGUACUGUAUGCUCCAAGAAGUUUAAAUCUGCAAAUGGACUGUACCAGCAUAUGAAGCUUCAUGAGGCGGCAAGUGUUGUUAGUGAGGAACUCCAAAUUGAAGAAAUUCAAGAUAUAGAGACAAUUAUUGGGAAUGAAAAUGUGCGAUUCAAGUGCACCACUUGUAAUGGGAUUUACACCCAUGACGCCUUUAAGGAUCAUGAGUGUUCGGAGCAGCCCCUUCCGGAACAAGAGGUGUUCCUCGCUGUCAAAUACACAUGAUGGAGUGAUACAGAUAGGGGUGAUCUAAACUGAGGAACAGUCUAAAUGCUUAAGCUUUAGACACUAGAGCAUCACAUAGUUUUAGGUCUUCAACCUAGAAUCUGGAUUUCGAUGGCCUCAUUUAGAAAUGUCGUAGCUACAAAAGCCGCUGUUUUCAGUAGCAACACUUUUAAUUUUUAAUCUUUGUAAUUUGAUCACACCUUUUUUUAAAAACAUGCCGAAGUAACAAACAUGCCGAAGUAACGAUUUCUGAAGGUUCGGCAUUUUCGCUUCUCUGCGAGAUGUCCAAUCAUUGCUCGACAUUUUGAUCACAUUAUACAACACCAUUUUCUCAUUAGACUAUUUAAUUGGCAUUUUGCAGUUAGAUGCGACACACCUUUAGGAUUUUAGUGAUGUAAAAAUUCCGAAACAGAAAAAAUGCAGCUUCGGCAUUUUGAUGUGAGGCCAUCGAUUUUAUGUUUGAAUUGGAGAAAAAAUUAUGUUGUACUACGGUAGUAUUUCAGUUUUCAAAUACAUGUCUGCUAUAUCUACUGUAUAAACAGUUGGUAGAACACAAAUUUCUACCUUGAGUAUUGAAUAAGCAGUGUGUCUGUUUUUGAAGCACCAUUUUUUAGCUUCAACUUGUGAAAAAGUGGCACAUAUGGUCUUGUUAAUAUGCAUGUAUUUAUUGUUAUUUGCCCAAUUAUUUAUUAUGUAUUAAUUUAAACGAACAUAGAAAAAAUCUCUUUUGUGCAUGUAUGAUAUUCAAGUGUGUCCUUGUAGAUAUAUAUUACAAGCUCUAAUUAAUGUGUAGGAGAUCUCUUCAUGGGAAUAUUCUCUGACUCUGGGACCUGCAAAAAUGUGCAGCCAAUUUCUCUUUAUAACAAUGUAUGGGUCUCUCAUUACCCUAAAGGGUUUUUGAAUAAUACAUAUAACUCUCAGAAAACUAUGUUUGACCUUUGAAUAUUUAAUCUAUUGUAUGCAUACAUCUUUAAAAUUAAGUUAAUCCUUUUUAAUUUUUAUUAGUGAAAUAAAAUGUAUUUAUUUGAUCUGUGUUAUCACCUCACAAUAAUUCUUAUUUUAUGUAACAAAUUAUCAAGCUACCUCUAUUGACUCAUAUAUACUUCUCUCAAAAUUUACUGACAUAAAAAAUGCAUCCAAAAACAGAAGGUUCCUACUGCCUGGGUACUGGAAAGGUUUGUGUGUGAGGAGCUUCAUGUUGUCAUAAUUGUGGUGAAAUAAAUCAGUUUUGAAAAAUUAAUUUGUUGUAUACGCUGUUCAUCACCAGUUUACUCAUGGAAUAAAGUCAAACCAGUCAAAGAAAAGUUCCUGAUAACCUAAUUCUGUAGCAGUCAGUAGCGAUAGAACAGAAGCAUCCUAUUAUAAGUUGUAUAUUUCCCUUGUCCUCAAAUUUACUAAAAUACAUGUACUAUUAUUUCCAAAUAAAAUGAGUAAAAGAU